Messenger RNA from Macrobrachium nipponense, 1182 nucleotides. Its product is annotated as myotilin-like. Gene Ontology annotation, biological process: synapse organization; dendrite self-avoidance; homophilic cell-cell adhesion. Gene Ontology annotation, cellular component: plasma membrane; axon; neuronal cell body. Bases 193 to 1161 code for a protein of 322 amino acids. The transcript is spliced from 4 exons. The record is from RefSeq and is a predicted model, not a curated record. Gene Ontology annotation, molecular function: cell-cell adhesion mediator activity; axon guidance receptor activity. Lineage: Eukaryota; Metazoa; Arthropoda; Malacostraca; Decapoda; Palaemonidae.
CUUACUUCGAAUACCCUCGAGCAAACAGUACGAAAUUUCCGUCUUCGACCCCCCGGCGUUGUAGUGGCGUGCGUGCGCCCUCUGUGUGCGCGUCGUGUGAAGAAGUCUCGAUUCGAAAACUGGGUCUUAUCCCGGUAACACCCCGUUACUUUUAAAAACUUUAAAAAAAAAAGAGAUUCCUCGUCUUUGACGAUGGCCUCGCGCCUUUUGAGGACCUCAGUCCAGAAGAAGUCAAGCAGCAGCUGGGAUACCGGUGAUGAUGACAUUUUCUCUCAGUCCACGAGGAAGAGCUCGGUUUCGAGUUCCAGCCUUAUCUCGAGUGAGGUGGAGAGUUCUUCUUCUUCUUCCUCCGUCAGGAGAAACUCGAGGGCGACUCUGCAUCAAAGCUCGGCCCUGAGGAAAGAGAGCGGCAGUUCGCUCUCCGAGAGGAGGUCCUCGAUUUCCAGAGCGGAGGAAUUCUCGUCGAAGGUCGACGGCGUCUCCAGCAGGCGAACUAGCCUGCUCGAAAGUGAUGGUUCCUACACGAAAUAUGACCAUUCACGGACUAGAGAAGGUCACAGCACUCAGUCCUAUUCACAGGAUGAGAGUUACUCUCGCAACGUCAAUAAGAUGGGAAAAAGUAGCGUUUCCGCUGCUACGUCCCACGAGGCGUCUCAUCGGAGGAGGGACAGCUCCGAUUCGGUCGAGUCUAAUGGACAAAUAGAUGGAAUCGCGCCCACCUUUUCCCAAAAGCCAGUCAUCAAGCAGGAGGAAGGCGGGAAACACAUCAAAUUCGAGUGCCGUAUUUUGGCUGAACCCAAGCCAGCGAUCACCUGGUACCGCGACGGACUUAAGGUGCAAGAGUCCGCGCGAUGCAAGGUGUCUAUAGAAAAAGAUGAGAAGUAUUUCUUCAUCACGUUAUCAUUGGCAAACGUCACAGUGCAAGAUGCUGGCAAGUACAAAAUUACAGCCAAGAACGAGCUCGGAGAGAGCAACGCCACCAUUAGCCUUAACUUCGAUAGUUCCUUUAUGAUGCUCACAGGCGACGAAGAAGCGCCCGCAGGUGACGGAGUCAAGCCGACCUUCACGGAGAGGCCGGUCAUUCGGCAGUCGGAAGACGGCUCCAGCGUCAUCUUCUCGUGUCGCUGUGUUGGCAGCCCCAAACCCACGGUCAUAUGGUGAGUGGAAGACGUCCUCAGUUCA